AUGCUAAUUUGCUCCAUCCCCCCACAUCACAAGCAGCUACGGCUAACUCCUCCACUCAGUGCUGGGAGAGACAUCACAGAGAGAGAGAGAAAAGAGAGAGGAGGGGCCGGCCUCCACAUCUUUCACACUGCAGGUUCCUGCAUGCUUAAGAGAGCGCGGCUAGGUUAUACACAAAGGAGCUUCCGGACAAGGCGGCUAGGUCGCCAAACUCGAGGGACCUGAGCUCAGAGGAGGAUGACGAGGCUGUGAUCUGCCUGCCUGCCUGGACAAGUCAGCCUCUCCACCCAGUCGAGUUUCGGUUCGCAACUCUCCACACACAUGGCUCCCCUGACCCGGUGUCUGGGUUCCUGGGGGAACUGACGGUAGCACUGCUCCGCUUGGUGUCUGGUGUAUCCGCAUCUUAAUCAUGACACACAACGGCUCGGCGGUCAGCAAUGGGACGGCCAGGAGGAGAGAGGAGAUCAAGAUUGUGAUCGUGGGAGAUGGUGGCUGUGGGAAGACCUCCCUUCUCAUGGUGUAUGCCAAAGGAGACUUUCCAGAGAAAUACGCUCCAUCUGUGUUUGAAAAGUACUUCACCACAGUGAGGUACGGAGGCCGAGAAAUUGGCUUGAACCUCUAUGACACAGCAGGUCAAGAGGACUAUGACAGGCUGAGGCCGCUCUCCUACCAGAAUGCGAAUCUGGUGCUCAUCUGUUAUGAUGUUACCAACCCCACCAGCUUUGACAAUGUUCUCAUCAAGUGGUACCCAGAGGUCAACCAUUUCUGCCGCGGCGUUCCCACAAUCCUGAUCGGCUGCAAGACAGACCUGCGUAAGGACAAGGAGCGAACCAGGAAGCUCUGGGCUCUUGGUCAGGCACCCAUCACAUACAUCCAGGGCGAGGAGACCAAGCGGACCAUCAACGCGGAGCUGUACCUGGAGUGCUCGGCCAAGUACAGGGAGAAUGUGGAGGACAUCUUCAGAGAGGCCACCAAGCAGGCCCUGGCGGCCAUCCGGAGAGCAAGACAUGCACGCAAAAAGGGCGGGUCAUGCAGCAUCCUGUGAUCAGGUGAUCUGCGUGGGACCGAGACAGAUGGGGG
This is a messenger RNA of Megalops cyprinoides (Indo-Pacific tarpon), 1077 nucleotides long. RefSeq names its product rho-related GTP-binding protein RhoF-like. The coding region runs from base 407 to 1042 and encodes 211 amino acids. Gene Ontology annotation, biological process: cell migration; small GTPase-mediated signal transduction. NCBI's taxonomy places the organism in Eukaryota, Metazoa, Chordata, Actinopteri, Elopiformes, Megalopidae. The record is from RefSeq and is a predicted model, not a curated record. The transcript is spliced from 5 exons. Gene Ontology annotation, molecular function: GTP binding; GTPase activity.